GAAAUGGCAGGUCCAUCAUCGUUUCGAGGGCUGGGUAAUUUCUUCAGCUUCUAACCAGAGUUUUGUUUCAUGUAGUUCAUCAUCAGCUGCCAGUUUCUUCGCGGAUAUCGUUUCAGGUUGCUGUCUUGGACGAGAUGGCGUCCGCACAAAAUGUCGAGUUGGAGGCAGCAAAGUUUCUGCACAAACUAAUUCAAGAAUCUAGAGACGAGCCAGCAAAAUUGGCUACAAAACUCUACGUGAUAUUGCAACACAUGAAGUCGAGUGGGAAAGAACAUUCCAUGCCAUAUCAAGUAAUAUCAAGAGCCAUGGAGACUGUCAUCAAUCAACAUGGUCUUGAUAUUGAAGCUUUGAGGGCUUCACGCCUUCCUCUCACUGGUGGAACUCAGAUGGGUGAUUCUACCACUGCACAAUAUGCGGGCUCCUCCAGUGUUGUUGGUACAGCUAAAGAUUCCAAAAUGGGUAUAUCUGGAAGUGACACCAGAAGUGGCUCACUUGCUCCAAGCAAGCCACCUGUUGCCCCAAGUAGUACAGAUCAUGAUUACUACCAAGGACCUGCAACUCAUCGGAGUGGUCAAUCUUUUGAUCAAGGAAGUCCUUCUAGUUUGGAUUCGAGGUCUGCCAACUCACAGUCACAAGAGAAGCACGAUUCAGUGAGUUGGGACAAACAACUAAAUGAUAAGGAUGGUAAGAAGGGCACCAAGAAGAGGAAGAAGGUGGAUACAUCAGUUAUGGAACCAUCUAGUGACGAUACCCAUCAACUUGAUUCCCGCAAUCCAUCGGUUAAUCCUAGGAAUGUGAAGACAAAUAGGCUCGAACCACCGGCAUAUCUAGUUAAGGGAGGCAAUAUUGAGCAGGUGAAGCAUGGAUUAACAAAGGCUGCUGAAAAGGCUAUUGACCCUCAAAUGUAUUCUGUGAACAGAGGUGAUGGGAUAUCUACCUCGGGCGAAAAAGUUUUGGAGAGUGAACUACCUAUAUCUAGCACAUCAUCAGUUGAUGCUGCGAAAAUGAUUCAGGGUGCAUGGCGGAACAGCGGACCAGAAAUGAGUAUGUUACGUAACCCCGUUUCUAGAGAAGCAGGAAAGCUUCCUGUUUCUCAGGUUCCUACCUCAUCCCAAUCUCGUUUGCCUUUCAAGGAACAACAAUUAAAGCAACUUAGGGCUCAGUGCCUUGUGUUUUUAGCAUUCAGAAAUGGUUUAAUGCCAAAGAAACUGCAUCUUGAAAUUGCCCUCGGGAAUAAUUCUCCUAAAGAAGAGGGGCUUCACAAAGAUGUUGAUCCUAGAGGCAUUGCUCAAUCUUUUAAUGAGGCCAGAAGUUCCAGUGAAGUCAUGAUGCCAUCAGGAAAGUUGGAUGCUGCAAGGGGAACAGGUACGAUGAUCCCAGGCGCCGUAUCUGCCGGAAGAACCUAUGAGGUUGACUCCAUGAAGGAAGUAGAUAAUAGAAGAGAAGAGGAUAACAAGGGUCCACUUUUUGAUUAUUCUGUUCAAGCAGAAGUAAGAAAGCCAGAAGCUGAACUAAUGCGGGAAAAAGCAAUUUCUCAAACAUUCUUGAGCACUGCAUCGCAUCCCCUUGACUUUUCGAGUGCAAGGGGGAGCUUAACUGCAAAUAACGCUCUUGAGGAUUUGGGGAAUAGCAAUCUUCUGAUUGGACAGACCAAUCAAGCCACUGCUACAGUGGGGGAGCGGUGGAAACCUAUCUCUGGGACAUAUGAUCAAUACCAUGCUGUAAUGCCUUUGAGAGAUGCUAGUGUGAUCUCAAAUCUUGCAUCUCAUGAUUAUAGAAAUAUGCCAGAAUCUGAACCUAGAUGCAUCACAGAAGUGCACAAAGUGACAUCUGUAGAUGAAGGGAUAAAUGGCAGCCUAAAUACUAUGCAACAAGAAUAUGAUGGUAAGUCAGUGCCAUCUGAUUUGCUGAUGUCUCGAAAGUACACCAUGUCAGAGAAAUGGAUAAUGGAUCGGCAGAAAAAGAAACUCCUAAAUGAGCAAAAUUGGUUACUGAAACAACAAAAAACUGAGAAACGUAUUGCCACUCGUUUUGAUAAGUUAAAGAGUACUGUCAGCUCAUCAGAUGAUAUAUCUGCGAAAACUAGAAGUGUAAUAGAAUUGAAAAAACUUCAACUCUUGCAGCUUCAGCGUCGCCUCAGGAAUGAUUGUCUAAAUGAUUUCUUCAAACCAAUUUCGAAUGAGAUGGACCGCUUGAAAUCUUUCAAGAAGCACAAACAUGGUAGGAGGAUUAAACAACUUGAAAAAUUCGAGCAGAGAAUGAAGGAGGAGAGGCAAAAGAGAAUACGAGAGAGGCAAAAGGAGUUCUUUGGUGAGAUUGAAGUUCACAAGGAAAGACUUGAUGAUGUAUUUAAAGUUAAGAGAGAGAGGUGGAAGGGUUUCAAUAAGUAUGUCAAGGAGUUCCACAAAAAGAAGGAACGAAUUCAUCGUGAGAAAAUUGACAGAAUCCAACGUGAGAAGAUCAAUCUUUUGAAGAUCAAUGAUGUCGAGGGGUAUCUGCGAAUGGUGCAGGAUGCAAAAUCGGAUCGUGUUAAGCAACUUCUCAAGGAGACUGAGAAAUAUCUUCAAAAGCUUGGAUCUAAGCUACAGGAGGCGAAGUCCACAGAAAGCCGGUUUGGGCAUGAUACAGAUGAUGGAUGCGACGUGAAUACUGCUGAAAAAAGUGAAUUUGCUAUCGAGAAUGAAGAUGAAAGCGAUCAGGCAAAGCAUUACUUGGAAAGUAACGAGAAGUACUACUUGAUGGCUCAUAGUGUUAAAGAAAGCAUAGCUGAGCAGCCAGCCUGCCUUCAUGGAGGAAAGUUGAGGGAGUAUCAGAUGAAUGGCCUUAGGUGGCUCGUUUCGUUAUAUAACAACCAUUUGAAUGGAAUUCUUGCUGAUGAAAUGGGGCUUGGAAAAACUGUUCAGGUAAUUUCCCUGAUCUGUUAUUUAAUGGAGACUAAGAACGAUCGAGGUCCUUUUUUGGUGGUUGUACCAUCAUCAGUUUUACCUGGAUGGGAGUCAGAGAUCAACUUCUGGGCCCCAAGUGUGCUUAAAAUUGUGUAUUCUGGACCUCCAGAAGAGCGGCGCAGACUAUUCAAGGAGAGAAUUGUUCAUCAGAAGUUUAAUGUACUUCUGACCACAUAUGAGUAUCUGAUGAACAAACAUGAUAGGCCAAAAUUAAGCAAAAUUCAUUGGCACUAUAUUAUAAUUGAUGAAGGCCAUCGCAUAAAGAAUGCUUCAUGCAAGUUGAAUGCUGAUCUGAAGUACUACCGUAGUUCUCACAGAUUACUCUUGACCGGGACACCGCUACAGAACAACCUUGAGGAGCUUUGGGCAUUACUGAACUUUUUGUUGCCAAAUAUUUUUAAUUCAUCAGAGGAUUUUUCUCAGUGGUUCAACAAACCAUUCCAGAGUAAUGGUGAUAGUUCAGCCGAAGAAGCCUUGCUUUCUGAAGAGGAGAAUCUUUUGAUCAUAAAUCGACUUCACCAAGUUCUUCGCCCGUUUGUUCUUCGGAGGCUUAAACACAAGGUGGAAAAUGAACUGCCAGAAAAGAUUGAAAGACUUGUAAGAUGUGAGGCUUCUGCAUAUCAGAAACUUUUGAUGAGGAGAGUAGAGGAUAACCUUGGUUCAAUAGGAAGUACAAAGGUCCGAUCAGUGCAUAACUCGGUGAUGGAGCUGCGUAAUAUUUGUAACCAUCCUUAUCUGAGCCAUCUUCAUGCAGAGGAGGUUGAUAAUUUGAUACCUAAGCAUUACCUGCCGCCAAUUGUUAGACUCUGCGGAAAGCUUGAGAUGUUAGAUAGAAUAUUACCAAAGCUAAAAGCGACUGAUCAUCGGGUUCUCUUCUUUUCCACCAUGACUAGGCUGCUCGAUGUUAUGGAGGAAUAUCUUCACUGGAAACAGUAUCGAUAUCUACGAUUGGAUGGACAUACAGCCGGGGGAGAUCGUGGUGCUCUCAUUGAGUCAUUUAAUGGGCAAAAUUCUCCCUAUUUUAUAUUCCUUCUUAGCAUUCGAGCUGGUGGUGUAGGAGUGAAUCUCCAAGCUGCUGACACAGUGAUUAUUUUCGACACAGACUGGAACCCACAGGUUGAUCUACAGGCACAGGCAAGAGCUCAUAGGAUCGGCCAGAAGAGGGAUGUGCUUGUUCUUAGAUUUGAAACAGUUCAAACGGUGGAAGAACAAGUGAGAGCUGCUGCAGAGCAUAAACUUGGAGUGGCUAACCAGAGUAUUACAGCCGGCUUUUUUGACAACAAUACAAGUGCUGAAGAUCGAAGGGAAUAUUUGGAAUCUCUUCUACGCGAGUGUAAGAAAGAAGAAGCUGCACCUGUACUAGAUGAUGAUUCUCUGAAUGAUCUCUUAGCACGCAGUGAGCCAGAGAUUGACGUGUUUGAAACAGUGGACAAAGAACGACGAGAGCAUGAGAUGGCUACAUGGAAGAAGCUGGUAGUUGGUCAUGGAAUUUCUGAGCCUAUUCCUCCCAUGCCUUCACGUCUUGUAACAGAUAAUGACCUGAAAGAAUUCUAUGAAGUAAUGAAGAUAACUGAAGAAGUACCAAAACCUAGGGAGGGAGCCCAAGUCGGGGGGGUAAAGAGGAAGAGCGAAUAUCUUGGAGGUCUCGACACACAUAAUUACGGGAGGGGGAAGCGGGCAAGAGAGGUGCGAUCCUAUGAGGAACAGUGGACAGAAGAGGAGUUUGAAAAGAUGUGCAAGGUUGACUCGCCCGAGUCCCCGGGGCCAAAGGAAGCUGUGGCAGGAGAAUCGUCGACCAGUAUUAGUGGGCCAGUUGUAGGAGAUGUUUUGAAGGAAGAACUUCCUGCUGCCUCCCCUUUGCCUCCUGUUGAGCCUAUGGCUCAGCAUCAAACACCACCCUCAAGGCGAGGUCGUGGAAGACCAAAAAGAGUGGCUGUCGAUAAGUCGCCUGCUCCAGUGGUUUCUCCAUCUCCUUCCAUGGCAGACGACGUGGACACAGGGUUGCAAGGAGAAACUAUUUCAAGCAUUUCUAAAACUGGCGGUCUUGAUUCUUUGCCUAGUGAAGGAACAACAUAUCAACUUGUUAAAGAGGUUUCUGCAAACUCUCAGUUAACUACCCCAGUGCCUUCUAUAAUUCCUGCCUCUGAGUCGGCUCCAGCUUGCUCGCCUGCACGGGUUCAAGUGAAAGGUCAUGGUCGAAAAACUCAAACUGGACAACAACCUCCACGACGAAGGGGGAAAAAACAGGGGCUGGUCCCACCUCCUGUUCCUGGUAGUCUAUCCUCUGAAGUAUGUCAAGAUGAUCAGGGUAAAUCCACAAACCCAGUGGCAAGUCAAGUUAAUGUUGCAAGUGACAUUCCUUCUAGUUUACCUGGUUCUGGCCCUUCAAAACCGGCUGUUGAGCCUGUACAGCCUAGGGGACAAAGUCGGAAGACGCAAAGUGCAGCUGGAGCACCACGACGUAGAGGAAAGAAACAAGUAGUAGCAGCUGCAUUGCCCAACACCAUGGCUGGUGCUAGUCUAAGUUUGAAUGCGAAUUUGCAAAUGAACCAUAUUGAUUCUUCUUUGAGUACUGUCAAUCAGGAAGAUAAACUGGAAGAUAAUCCCAAUAAAAGCAAGGAGACAAUCAGCCUAUCAACUUGUGGUAGUACUAUGGAACCACAAGGGCCUACUCCCGAACAAAACCAAAAUGCUGAUUCUUGUGGCAUUUCUAAUGUGAUCAAGGACGCUUCUUCUGGAGAUUGCGCGUCCAAAGCAAACCGUUCUGAGCACUUGAGUAAGAGUCGUGCGGCCCAGGAUGCAACUGUAACAAAUAAUCGUGUAGAUGAAACACUGAAGAGUCAUAGCUUGCGAGACACAACUCAUCCAGUUACAUCAACUCCAGAAACUGCAGUUCCAACAUGUGGUCCUCCAGCCGUUCAUGUUGCUGUCGGGAUGAGUCCCAAAGCUGUAACAGAUGUUGCUAGAGAGACUGCUCCUAUUUCCCAGCCAAUUCAUUCGUCCACAUCAGUGGCUUCAAGCGUGCAAAUUGCAUCUCAAUGUCCACCACCCGUAUAUGUGGAACCUAAACGGCAAGGUCGUAAGACUGCUAAAAGGGUAGAGCCCUCUCAGCGUAGGGGAAAAAAACCGGCCUCGUUGCCUUCUGUCGUUCUUGAUGGUUCAGCUGGCAAGGAAUCUAAAGAUUUGAAUGUGCUUGUGCAACCAGGGCCAUUGGGGGAUUCAAGUUGUAAAGACAUAGGCCUAAUAGGUAAAACUGAGACUGAGAAUCAAGAAUCAACCAAUGUUCAGAAUCACGCAGGUUGUACCCAAAUUAUAGAUACUGUGGAUUCCCAGGAUCUGAAAAGAAAGGAGCAAGUACCCAAACCUGCUCAACAUAAACAGCUUUUGGCAUCAUCAACAAAGAUUGAUGCUACUGGAGCCUUGGACAAGACCUCUGCAUCAGGCCGUUAUCAAACUGCAAACGUAAAUGACGUUGCUCGGGUAAUGAAGGAAGUCUUCUCUGGGACUGGCUUGUCAAAAGCUAAAGUUGGAGCGUCGUCUGAGAUUGAAAACAAGGAUGCUUCCGCGAUGCCUGUUUUGAGCAAGUCCUCUAUGGAGGUGACCAAAAGUCAUAAAUCAGAGGCUAUUUUAAAUUCCAACAUUCCAGUUGAGGCCCAUGAAAAAGAAUAUUCAGAUGUAGCUAAUGAAAUGAGACCAGAUUCUGCAAAUGCUUUAGAAGAAUCCAUCGUUCCGAAGAUCGAGGAUGACGGUUCUGGAUGUGCGAAGGCUGAUUCAGUAAAUAAAUUGGUUGAAUCAAGAGAAACAUAUGAUGGAUGCUCAACUGUGGUUAGUGGCUCUGCAAUUUCAUCAAACUUCAACAAUGCUGAUCAUAAUCCCCCAGAAUCCUCGCCUGUUUCCUCAAGUCUGGGUGAUUCCAAGGUAUCAAAGGCUCCUGAGGUGAUGGAUAAUGUAUUGGAAAAUGAAGCAAACCCUGUUAGUGGAGGAUCUUUAAAAUCUUAUCCUGAUAGAAGCAACUACGAAGUUCCCUCGCCUUCGAAGAACGAUGGUGUAAAUCAUCCUGCUCCUUCGAAUAACAUGGCAGAACUGCCUUUGGAAGAGCCUUCAGAAUGCCCUCUUGAUAUGUCAAGUAGAUCUCAUACUACAGUGACCGUUGCCACGACUACUGUUGAAAAUGCAGAAAUUUCUGCUAACCAAGCUCAUCCGAGUCAAUCGAAAACUCUUGAUGAUCAAAGAAUAAUUUCUGUGGACUGUCCCUGUGAACCAGCCUCUGAUAUCACAAAGAAAACUCUUGACGUGGAGGGAUUCUCAGAACCAUCAGAAUUUGAUCAUACAAGUCUUGAAUGUCCUGCAACCACAUCUAUGCCUGAAAUGUCGGGUCAAUGUUCGAUCGACUACUCUCCUGAGAAGAUAGGCAUGGAUUCUGGCAGAGAUGAUAAUUCUAAAUUUUCUUUUGAAGUUUCAGUUGAAUUUAUCAAGGCAUCUAACAACACAGAACCUUACCAUGCAGCUGUUGAAACUUUAAAAGCAAGACCUGCGGGGCAAGAUUGUCCCAGUGUAUCUUCUGGUACAACAGAGAAUACAACGAUGAACGAAACGGUGCCUGUUUGUGCUGCAGUUAAGAUGGAAGGUGAUCUUAGACCUGUUAUGAUUGUUGAAACUUCGAUGGAGAAUCCUGGUCAAGAUUGUCAUAGUGUCUGUCAAAGUCUCUCAGCUCAUAGUGAAAAUCUCGAUCAUCCAGAUGUUUCAAAUUUUAAUGAGAGUUCCGACGUAUGUAUGCCAGGUGCUGAAAUUGAAGUUCAAGGACGUGUUUCUGUAACUACUAUGAAUAUUGAGAGUAAACAUAAAGAAGUGAAUGAUACUGAUCCUGCUGUUGAACAUAUGGAUGCUGCCUCGAAGCAGGGGAGGUCUA
Molecule: messenger RNA, 7854 nt
Organism: Cucurbita pepo subsp. pepo (vegetable marrow)
Lineage: Eukaryota; Viridiplantae; Streptophyta; Magnoliopsida; Cucurbitales; Cucurbitaceae
Source: RefSeq, a predicted model, not a curated record